This is a messenger RNA of Branchiostoma floridae (Florida lancelet), 3109 nucleotides long. Its product is annotated as kazal-type serine protease inhibitor domain-containing protein 1-like. Bases 658 to 2124 code for a protein of 488 amino acids. Gene Ontology annotation, molecular function: insulin-like growth factor binding. Gene Ontology annotation, biological process: regulation of signal transduction; regulation of cell growth. The transcript has 8 exons. NCBI's taxonomy places the organism in Eukaryota, Metazoa, Chordata, Leptocardii, Amphioxiformes, Branchiostomatidae. The record is from RefSeq and is a predicted model, not a curated record. Gene Ontology annotation, cellular component: extracellular region.
UUUUAGGUUGGUACGCCACGUACAGUGUAACGGAACGCUCUGUCAAGCCGACUAUGCGUUACAACACGGAUGCUAAAGAAUGGCUCAGAAACAUAAUCCUCUUUUGGCAUCUCCUCCCAUGACCUAAACACCGCGCUGUUUCCUUUAUAUUCGCGCAUGUCUUAUUGUCUUGGUUCAUGUCUUACUUAGUAGCCGCUAAGCAACACUAAAUGGUUUGCCAUAAUCGCCACUGACCAGUUGCAUCCAUGUGGCAAUAGCUAAAACAAUCCGUCCGGCGGAGAGAAAGCCUUUCCGAACACUUACGAAGAGUCGGGAAGGUAAGCCUUCACAAGUAUGUGCAAUUAAGGGGUAGGAUGACGCCGUCACGCGGAGCGGUUGAAAAGGAGAUUUGUGCCUGUUUAUUUUUCCUAUUGAAAUGAGAUUUUUGAGAUGUCGGCUGGAGAGGUGGUUUCUCGUGGCAACGGGACGCGCCUGAGUUCAGUCACACAGCAGGUUUUCUUGGACCACUUUCUCGGACUAUUCGCUGCCUGCUGCGCUACGGAGUAAACAGGUGUAGGUGUGGACACAUGUUGAGACUGGACCUCCCACUGAAAACUGUCCCCCCGUACUCUACCAUAUUGCACCACGGUAAGGAACAUCUUCCUCCAGCGGCUCAUCAUGACACUGAAGAUGUAUCCUCCCGCCACGUUCGCGAGGUACAAGAUGUACAUGAGUCCUCAGGAGAGACGACUGGUCAAGUCAGCCCCGGACAAACUCUGGUCUCAGCCCCAGACAUCAUGGACAAGCACCACUACUGAUGAAAGUUUGACCGGAGCAGCGCCGCCCAGACCGCCCAGACCACAGAGGGACAAGCCGCAGCACGUCAGGUGGCGGCCCGGUGAGCGGGACCGCGGGACCAGGCGACAUACACACACUAGUCCCAACAGGAGAGAAAAUGAGAAGAAACGUCAAGGAGACAGAAUAUCCCGGGAGGUGGCGUCCGCUCCAGAUAACGCCGUCAAACAGACGUCUUCACGCCAAGCAGCGCCCACACUCCCGAAAAUAAACAACCUCUUCGUGCAAACAGGUAGUACGGCAGGUAUUUCUACAUGUGCUUCUAACUCGAACAAGUCAAAGACAUUCGCCAAGGGUUGGGCUGAGGCAAGAGCAGAAACAGUUGGUAGAAACAAGCUCCCAGCAACCAUCAACGGACGGGCUGACGUGAAGAACAGUGCCCGGAGCUGCCCGGACCUGAGCCGGAACAAGGUCACGUUACCGCAGCGGGCCCAGACCACCACGGACGGGAAGAACAAGAAGAACAGCUCCUGUCCACAAACAGCGGCGCUGAGAUCUCAGGGCGGUCUACCUCACUGGAAAUCGGAGCACAUCUUGACCCCCCGCGAAGUGCAAACCUACAGCAAACUGAAGUCGGUGUACCUGAACGACACGUGGCAGAAACAGCGCAGGAAUUUCAUCCUGCAGAAACUGGAGGACAUCCAGCUGGAGGAGGUCAAGAGGUACGCCAGGGAUGUGCAACACAGAAAGAAAAGACUUCUGGAAACAAUCGAGACGCAGAAGAAGCAGUUGGCUGAUGUGCGACAGAAGUAUGAGAAUGAACAACUACAGAGAUUCAGGUCUCAGUACGUCACGUGGAAGAGUGUAGAAACGGAAAAGUUGACGCGUCAUAUUUAUGGACUUCCCGAGGACCUGAAUAAAGAUAUGGUGCCGAAAACGAACCUUAAGAGAAAGUCGAAACCACCGAAGAAAAGGUGGAGACAAGCGGCACAGAGAGCCGUAAACGUGAAGAAGUUUGCUAGUAUCCUGAAACCGACUGGCACACGGCCGGUGGAACUUAAGGACCCGCUCAUGGACGGGAUAGACACAGUACUGCUGGAGACCGACUCGUCAUCAGCCAAGCCAAAGAAGAAAAUGGUGAAGUCUGUUCUCCAAGAGGCGAAGAACAUCAUACACGAAGCAGAUGACACAAACAUCGACACGUUUAGCGAGGUGUCCACCCCCGCGUCGUCCCGAGCGGGCUCUGAUGACGAGGAUGACGGCAGUGACAGCGACUCGUGGCAGUCCAUCAACAGUGACGACCCCAUACCUAAACUCUACUCGUCUGAGGACACCGACAGGGAGGAAUGACGACACGCAGUUUGUGUUUGUAACGUUAACAGACAUUUCCGAGCCAAUCUCAUGUAGACCAUAUGGACCAUGACUUUUAAAUCUACACUACCGUCCUUCGUGCAAAAUACACGCGUUCACUGUACUACUACUAAGCUGAAAUUCUUCUGAAGUUACCGAGUCGUCAACAUUAAUAUUACUAUACCACCGGGUGGCUAUACUACAGGCACUCAGAAUUAAUGUGCGAUCAAGAGCCGAGAAUUUGGCUAUGUCAGUUUGACACAUUUCCUCUUCUUCACUCUUGAUGUGAGGCUGUGACAUUCCGUCCGAAGUAUCAAACAUUAGCAUAGAGACUCUCGCUAUCAGAUAGAAAAGCAAUCAGCACUAAAAUUUGAUAGAAAAUUCUAUUGUGCUUGCCCAUUGAAUAAUGACACAAGGCGAUAGACCAAGUAUCGGCAAAUCGUUUAAGAAAGCGCAUUUUCUCUUUGUGUGUUGAAUGUCCAUUUACUGUUCCGACCAAGAAUGUACUAAUAUGUUGGACACCAAGCCUGACAGCUGUAAUGACAAGUUUCUAACAUACCGAUAAGUGUGAAUCUUACAUAACCUUGUGAUUAGAACCGUCCAGUGAAAGAAAGAAUAUACCGGAGAAUUUAUGUCGAAGUUAAUUGUCUAUGUUGUUGAUAACAGUGUAACCUAUUUUGAAAGAUCCGAUUGUUAACAACACUGCGGAAAAUGCCAUUCAUAUUUUUGCUAUUCAUUAUAUGUACGUACAUGUAUAGUAUUAAUAUUGGAUGUAAGAUGGAUCGGAUUUGAAGUAAGUCCGAUUCAGAAUGCAUGUGUAAAGGCGCCAUGUGUGACAGAUAUCACCAUAAAAUGGUGGGUGUAACACAUGUAGCUUUUCCAUGUUUAUUGAGACGUGCAGCUUAAUUGUUUAUAUUGGGAAUAUUAUGUUUGUACAUUACGUAACUUGAGAGAUAUUUUUUUGAAAUAAAAGUGCUGGCAAUGA